Messenger RNA from Lolium rigidum, 5317 nucleotides. RefSeq names its product SAC3 family protein B-like. Gene Ontology annotation, biological process: mRNA export from nucleus. Bases 173 to 5149 code for a protein of 1658 amino acids. The transcript is spliced from 17 exons. The record is from RefSeq and is a predicted model, not a curated record. Gene Ontology annotation, cellular component: cytoplasm; nucleus; transcription export complex 2. NCBI's taxonomy places the organism in Eukaryota, Viridiplantae, Streptophyta, Magnoliopsida, Poales, Poaceae.
ACCGUCAUCCUCCGCGCGCCCGGUGGCAACCGCUCCCGCCGCCUCCGGUUCGGCGCGGUUCCCGACCCCUGUUCGUGCCGUCGAUCCAGGCGCGGCUGCCGCUACUGCUCGCCUCGCCGCACGCCAUCUCCAGCCCCAGCCGAGACUAGCUGCACCAUCCGUAGGCAGGCCCAUGCAAACUGUUACUUCCUCAAGGAGCAGGUCCCCGCCACUUUUAUCAAAUCAGCGUUCGGACUUCACUGCAGAAAAUGAUAAUGGUAUGGGGAAAAGAAGGUUGGUAAACUAUGCAGAUCCAUUGUUUGAAAAUGGAAGUGCGCAACCCACAGUGCAAAUGAGGAUGCAACCUGCAGAUAUUGGAAAAACAGCAAGAUCACCACCAUUAGACAUGACCAGGCAGUUUAGACCUUCAUCAAGCUUUCAAAAUUAUCCUCCUGUUCAGCAUGCUGAGCCUCGUGAUCAUGUGCAGAGGCCGAAUCUAUCACCUUCCAAGUUUGGAAUCCAGAACCAGUCUCCUUUUCAUGAUGCACGUGGAGCUUCCUCUCCUCUUCUGAAUAGCAAUUUAGUUCCUGGUAGUGGGAGGCCCCGUCCUGUCCUAGGAACCGCAUCUUCUAAUUAUGAUAAGUCAACGCAACCAGUUAUGGCACAACAAGAGAUGAGCGAUCAUAUGCGACACCAAAGAUUUUCUGCUCCAUUUCAAAGUCGAACAGUUGAUCAUAACAUUUCAAAAAGGUCUAGGUCACCUACUUCAUCCUAUGAAGAUGUUGAUGGUGCUGAAGCUCGUCAUGGUACUGGUACAAAUGCUAGAAGACUGAUAGACUAUACGGAUACUUUGGUUGAUGAUGCAAGUAUUGAAACUUCAAAAAGGAUGAGAGCUCCUUCAUCUGAAUUCAGGAACAUGCUCAAAUCUCCAUCUUCAGAUAUUAGAGACAACAUUAGGUCAACACCUACAGGAUUUGGCAGUAAUGGUGCAGCCCAGAAUUUCCGUUCACAGGCUGAUAACCAGUGGCCUAAUGCUUCCAUUCCUAAGGUUGGAGGUCAAAUACAAUCUCGCAUUGGUGAUGUGCAUUCACCACCGUACCAGGUGUUUAGACCUUCAGAUACUUAUUCAAAUGAACAUAGCACACCAGCAUUUUCUCCACCAAAGCCUUCAAUUCUCAGUUCCAGCAGAAUCAGUGCGACUCCUUCGGAUGUUAGUGACGAUGCUAUCCCUUCAACUGAACUUGAGAGAGAAAAGCAGGCAAAAGCCAAGCGUUUGGCUCGUUUCAAUGUCGAAUUAAGCAGGCCAGUAGAAAAUACCAAUGAUCUUGCAAAAGGAGACAAACAGAAACAAACCUCUUCAGUGGGGAAAGCUCCUGUCACAUCAAAUGAUAGUAAUUUGGUUGACAUGGACUCCCCAGAGUUGGCUGCAAUUCUUGGGCUUUGCUCUGAUAUGUGUCCAGAGCCCGAAAGGGCAGAGCGAGAGAGAAAGGGAGAUCUUGAUAGGUACGAGAGGUUAGGUGGAGACAGAAACCAAACAACCGAGCUUCUUGCUGUUAAAAAGUAUACUAGGACUGCUGAAAGAGAUGCAGACUUGAUCAGGCCUCUGCCAGUUCUGCAGAAGACCAUGUCAUACCUUCUCAAUUUGCUAGAUCACACAUACGAUGACAGUUUCUUGGGUUUAUACAACUUCUUGUGGGAUAGGAUGCGGGCGAUAAGAAUGGAUCUUCGAAUGCAACAUUUCUUCAAUCGAGAGUGUAUUUCUAUGCUUGAGCAAAUGAUAAGGCUCCACGUUGUAGCAAUGCACGAGUUAUGUGAGUACAGCAAGGGAGAAGGUUUUUCAGAGGGUUUUGAUGCACACCUCAACAUUGAGCAGAUGAACAAAACAUCAGUUGAGCUAUUUCAAAUGUAUGAUGACCACAGGAGAAAGGGUGUACUCUUCUCAACAGAAAAAGAAUUUCGGGGUUAUUAUGCACUGCUCAAGUUAGACAAACAUCCUGGUUACAAGGUUGAACCUUCUGAGUUGUCUCUGGACCUUGCUAAGAUGUCUCGUGAAAUUAGAUGCAGUCCAGACGUCUUGUUUGCAAGAGAAGUUGCUAGAGCGUGCAGAAUGGGAAACUAUAUUGCCUUCUUUCGGCUUGCAAGGAAAGCAACAUAUCUGCAAGCUUGUUUGAUGCAUGCUCACUUUGCAAAGGUAAGAAGGCAAGCGCUGGCUUCCUUGCACAGUGGUCUGCAGAUUGGCCAAGGCAUCCCUGUUUCACAUAUUGUGGAGUGGCUUGCAAUGGAGGACGAGGACAUUGAAAGUCUCUUAGAAUACCAUGGUUUUGGAUCGAGGCAGUAUGAAGAACCAUACACUGUGAAAGAAGGACCUUUUCUUAACAGUGACAGCGAUUUUCCAUCUGGUUGCUCUGAACUAGUGCAUUCAAAGAAAUCACAGAGAAUCGUCGAUGACGUUUCUUGUGGUCCAGUUUGUGUUCCCAGUAGCCAAAAAGCGACUACUGCACCAUAUUCUAGCGUCUUCGCUUCCCCAGCUAGAAAAAGAGAGCUGGUUACGCCACUGGUUACGCCACAGGCUACUCCUGUGAUUCCUGUUAAUGCCAAACGAGAGUUUAGUUCGUUGUUUUCUGGACCUGCUUCUCCCACUUCUGGUGGACAGAUUACCUCACAGUAUUCUGGUUUGUUUUCUCCAAAAGCUGGCAAUAAACAAUUCACUUCACCAUAUUCAGGUCCUAUUUCCCCAAUUGCUGGCAGAAAGGAAAGCGUGCCAGUUUCACCUAGUACUGCUUCUCCACGUGCUACCAAGCACACAGGAUGGAUGGAUGACCAAAGAGUAGCUUCACCAAAAGCGAAGGAGAAGACCAAGGUGCCUGAUGAUUUAAUAGUACCCGAAGACCACAAUGGUGGUUUUGUGGAGUUCUCGACAGAACAAACUGGCGUACCGCAGUCAGUAGCCUACACUCAGCAUAUUGAUGAUUUGGCAGAAACCAGAGUCUCACAUCCUCUUGCAGAUGGUAUAUCAUUAGAUUACCCCGAUAUGCAUGGAGUUGAACAUGAGCUCAGGGUACAUGGCUCUGGUAGCGACACAGAUUUGGAUGAGGAAGGUCCAUCAUGCCGCCAAGUCAAUCUAAUAGAAUCUGUGUGGCCUACAGGUCCUGCAUUGCCUGGUCAUGAGUAUGGAGAUCGACAGAUUAAUAACAAGACGACAGAUGAUUCAUUACCUUCAUUUUCAAUUGUUGCAUCCCAGAAGAACAAAAUUUCAGAUGAAAAACUGAAGAUGAUACUAAGGAAAUGGAGGCAGCGUGCUGCGGAUAGGAGAUCUGCGAGGGAGCAUAAAAAUGUCCUUGCUCUUGCAGCAUUGAAUUCUCUGUCACUUGGACCACCAAUUCACCAAACUGCAGUGGUGCCAAAGCAUGCAGUCCAUGAUCUUGACAUUGGUCAUGCCUUUAAAGAAAGAUACAAACGACAACAAAGAUCCUGGUCACGACUAAAUGUCUCAGAGUUGGCUGGUCCCAUUUUAAUUGAAAGGAAACCUGAUGCUAGAUGCAUAUGCUGGAAGAUGCUAGUACUUGUCCCACCAGGUGCCAUGGAAUCUCAGAGCUACAAUGUUGCCUCAAAAUGGUUACUCAAAAAGCUCAUGGGUUCUGGAAAUGAAGAUAACGGAUUACUUUUUACUUCAGCAGACCUCUCAAUUUGGAGAACAUGGGUGGGUUCUCCGAGUGCAUGCUGCAUGUCUGUUGUUAGAGCCAGUGACCAACACGUUAUUGGUAACGGCGUUGCUGACAGUGCAAACUGUGUAGUAUUUGUGGUAUCUGAAAGUGUUCCGUGGGAAAUGCAGAAGGCACGAUUUAGCAGUCUCUUAGCCUCCAUACCUCCUCAAUCUGGUCUCCCUCUUCUGAUUUUGAGCAGCGACACAUAUAAUGAAGGGUAUGAUUAUGUGUCACAAAUUAUCAUUGACAAGCUUGGCGCCAAUGAUCUGAAUGAAGGAAAGAUUGCUUCAUCUUUGGUUGUUUUUCUAGUUGGAAGCUGCACUGAAGGUUAUACCAAUGGUUUCUUUGACGAUGACAAGCUCCGGGAGGGCUUAAAGUGGAUGGCAAACAGUCUUCCUCUACAGCCUGAUGUCACCCUCGUGGAGACACGUGAUUUACUUCUGAAUUACUUGAAACCAUCACUACAGAUACUUAGCAAACGUGCUGCACCUGAAGUUGGUCCAGAGCAUUGCAUCUCAGUAUUCAACAAUGCUCUCAACCAGCUGGAAGAAGAGAUUUUGGCUGCAGUAUACAGAACUCCUAUUCAGUGGCCAGCUCUUGAGAUUGAUCUUCUAGAGAGAUCGAGCAGCGAGCGGAAAUUCACAGAAAUGUUCGUACCUAGCAUUGGAUGGUCACUGCCAUCAAGAAUCAAGCCACUGGUUGAAAUCAUAAAGAGAUGCAAGCUUCCAGAGUUCAGUGAUGACUUGUCUUGGCUAAAACAUGGCUCUGACUCGGGCAGCCAGAUUCAAGAUCAGAAGUUAUUUCUUGUGGAGUGCUUGACGAAAUAUCUGACACAAUCAGCUCGGUUGAUAAAUGGAGCCCAGGCGUUUGCUGAGGCAGAGAGCAUGGUGCAGAAAGGUGUUGAGCUGGAGCUCCGUGACUCAUAUCACUAUCUUGUUCCAAAAUGGGUUACCAUCUUCCAGCGAAUCUACAACUGGAGGUUAACGGUCCUUUCUACCGGGGAGUUCUCAGAAGCUUAUGUCCUGAGUCAGCGUCUGUACCAGGAUCCUGCAGCUGAUUCUAUUGGUGCAACACAACAUGGCCUCACUGCCGAUAUCGACACUACAGAUGAGGCGUCCAUUUUGGAGGAUCAUGACAUGAUGGUUGUUAUGCCAUCUGGCCUCUUGCUAGACGAGAUGAUUGAGGCCAGCUGUGAUCUUGAUUCUUUCAAUGAGCCACCGGUGAGACCUACGCCGCCACAGCUGACCACCCCAACACUCGAGGAACCACAGGCACCGGAGCACACCAAUGGUGAGGUAAUAAACCCAGUGCACAGAGCUACCGAUGUCAACAUGCACGACGUACCGAGAAGAGUGGAGCUCAGGGAUUUGGUUCCACCUGAGUGGGAUGAAGAGCUUGCCAAGCUAGAGCAGAAGUGUGCCGAGCUGCAAUCCAAGAUCGAUGAUAGUCUCUAUAUAUACUUCUAAGCUGCUGGACAUCUGAAAGGCCGUGACGCUUGGUGUAAUUUAGAACAUUGGAUAGUGAAAAACAUAAUUUUGUGAGGUCGUGUGUAGGCACAUAUGAGACUUUUUGCUGUAUUUUCUUACGGUUAGCCUUCCCACUAGUUAAUGGAGCUGCAAUGAUUUUCAAAAUUA